ACCGCCCCUGUGCGUCACGCGCGUGCGCCGCGGCCUGCGGAGGUCUUGGGGCCGUUCGGUGACAGCGGGAGCCCGGCCAGGAGAUGCCGGAGGGUCAGGGCAGCGCGGAGCCGGCGGCAGAGAACGAGUCAGACGUGUUCGAAAUUGUUCUCCCCAUCACUGUCAUUGUGCUGAGCGAUGAUUACUUCAUGCAUGAUGCUGAGGAGCAAGAGGCAUCGGUUCCCACUUUGAUAGAGGAGGAGAAGGAGGCUGGCUCCAACAGCAGCGGCUUCCCAAAAAAUGAUGUGACACUUGCGGAUGGCAAUAACAGUUCAAGUGUUUGGGACGAAAACAAGACUGCUUCAAAUAAGGAUAGUAGUAGGAAAUGCUUUGAAGAAAAAUGGGUUGCUGAGAGCGCGUGUGACAAAUUGCAGUCACUGUUAAAUGAUGGGUGUGAUGCAGGCACGGAUAAAUACAGUCAAAAUGACGUGUUGCCUGCAUUAUCUUGCGAAACAGAACUUGCAGAGGUAAACAGAACCAGUGAUGGAAAAGAAUGUGAUGGUGGGUUUCAGAAGAUUCCUCCUCUCCUUUCCUCAGUUGGCAAUGAGGGUAGAGGUGAGAACAUCGAGCCAGGUGGGCAGUUGGCAUCAGCAGCGGUAUCCAGACUUGAAGAGGAAUUUGUCAGUGUCGCAAGCGUUCUUCCUGAUGGCAGUCCAGAGAAACAGCCAGAAAUCCACAUGGAGGUGGAGACAGUUGUUAAAAUGGAAGAUCCCAGUUCUUCAAGCAUUAGAGAAGAUGAAUGUAGUAACAGGAAAACGAAGAGAAGCAAGUUUGAAGAUAAAACUCUCAAUUCUUUUUUGGAACAUGGCUUGAAAGAAGAACCGAAAUCUACCUAUAACUGUGUUACUCCCCUUCUUAAUGGAUGUUCUCCAGAAGAGAACUGUACUUCAGAAGGAUUGCUAACAGAUGUAGAGAAACUGGAGACGAACGCUUCAACUUCUGCUCAAUCAAAUGCCUCUGGAGAGCAUAUUUAUGCGUUACUAACGCCAUUUCCUAAAAGAAGAUAUCGGCAACGAAAAGAUGUUUCCCCUCAUGCAAGCCCAAAAGAAUUGCCAAGGCAAGAAGAAGAUUUAGCCUGGCUAAGUAACAGUAUGACCAUCAAACCUGUUUCUGAAGCAUCUUUUUCUGCACAUAAGGAUGAAAGAUUCAAUCUGAAGUGCAGGUUUUGUAGUUCUGUAUAUAAAUGCAGUGCACACUUAAAGAAACAUGUUUAUUCGGCUCAUAAAUGUAAGAAAAUACAUAAGUGCUGCUUUUGCAAAAGAACCUUUUUCUUUCCUGUCAACCUGAAGAAUCACCUUAAAUUUCAUAAGAAAAUGUAUAGAUUGCAAAAGGCAAGAAAAAAUAGAAUGAAUGCGAGAAAAGUUAGGCAGACAAGAGCUGAAGAAAGAAAAUCCCAGAAAAAAGAAAGUAAAUAUGAGGAUUUUUUCAUCAAAAUUGAAAGGGACUUUACGCCUCUGGGGGUGCCGGUUAGUUUUUCUUGCAGAAUUUGUUUCUUUGCUUCAUCAAAUCCUAGGAUUUUUAUUCGCCAUGUGAAGAGACAUAAAGAGAGGCCGCCUUACCUGUGUCCUCAGUGUGAUUACCCCUGCGUUAGCUUAACCUAUCUGUUAAAACACAUGUACUGGCAUGCUGGUUAUAAGCUGUACCAGUGCAGGUUUUGCACCUUUUUAUCGCUGUAUUUUGCCAGCAUGGUGAGGCACAGCUACAUGCACACGGGCACCAGGCCGUAUUCCUGCCAGUUCUGCCCGGCGGCAUUCACAAGCACCACAGCGUUGGAGAGACACAGGAGGUUACACGCAGGCAAAGAAGGGAGCCAAGGGAUGCAGCAUGGCUUUGUAUCUGGAAGAAAAAGAACUCAAAGACCUUUAAAGAAUUACAAAUGUGGUGAGUGUGAUGUGGUGUUUUACUCUAGGGAGCAUCUCAGCUUCCAUAAGAAGCUUCAUGCGCAGGUCGAGGCCACUGCAAACGGGUACACGGAUCAGAGCGACAAGUGUCAUAAAAACAGAAUAGGCAGUGUUGACGGUGAUCCUCAGGACCAGGUUUCUCUGUCUCUGUCUGGUAAAGAGAAUGGUUGUCUCGGGGGGGCAGUGCUGGCUGCAGAAGUAGACUUAAAAUGGGCAGGUGAUGUGCGGGACGAUAAGAAAACACACCCUGGAAAGAAAUUCCCUGAAAAUGGCCACGGAAGCAACAGCUUACCUGUUAUUGGGAGUAGAUCAGAAGUUGCUCUGGAGUCCUUCAAAAUGGACAAUAUCAUUUUCAAAGAGGAACCCAUCUUCAACUCUGGUGCCUCUUGUUCACAAGCUCAAAGUAAUCAUGUGUAUCAUAAAUUUGUGGAGAACUUAAAGGAUGCAUGGCCUUCCAGUUUGUCUACAUUCAAAACGUACAAGUGCCAACACUGCAGUUACGCUACCACUGUUCAGAGCAACUUUAAGGUACACCUAAAAAUCCAUACGUAUAAAAGACCAUUUGCGUGUAAAGAAUGCAAUCAGAAGUUUAUGACAUCAAACGAUUUGCAGAAGCACAGCCUUAUUCACAUAAAGAAUGAACACGAGAUUGGCCAUUGCCUCUGUGUGGAUGGCCACUUAGAGAAUCUCGAGUUGCACCACGAGCGGUGUGUGGGCGAGUGUCCACAAGGAGAUGUGCGUUCUUUGGAAGGUUCAAACAGCAUCCAUUCCUUACUUGGUUCCAAAGUCUGUGGAGUACAGACGUGUGUCCGGAGGGGCAAAGAAAACGGUGUGCUACCACAAAGCCAGCCGUGGUUCUAUCAGUGUGUAGAGUGCGAGUACACUACCUGCCUUCUAAGCAACCUUGAACUCCAUGUAAGAACUCACACGGGGGAGAAACCUUACAGCUGCAGCAUCUGCCAGAAGAAGUUUCGUACUUCCAGUCACCUGAAAAGACACAGAAUCACACACUUCAAUAUGGAGCAUCUCAAGUGUGGGAACUGUGACUAUUACACAGACAAAUGGCUGUCCAUGAAACGGCACCUGGCGUCCCACGUUGGGGAGGCAAGCUCGUUUGUUCGCUGUCUCCACACAGAGCAGCAUCUGCCUGUCAAAACGUACACAUGUGAAGAGUGUGGCUAUUCCACAACCUACAAUGGGAACUUGAAGGCACACAUGCGAAUUCACACAGGCGAGAAGCCUUUCAAGUGCGGUCAGUGCGCGGUCACGUUCCGCACCUCGAGCCACCUCAAGCGCCACUUGCAGACUCACCUGAGGCUGCGCUGCAGGAGGUGCAGGUUCUCCACAGUAGACAAACGUGCUUUCCAAAAGCAUGUGAAAACACACAAAAAGAAGUACAAGUGUAGGAGGUGUAAUGUGAUGCUGCCUACCAAAAAACUGCUAGAAAAGCAUAAGCGGCAACAUCAGCUUGGAAUAUAAAGCUUGGGAACUGCAGGCUGGGAGGUUUGCACGCGCUGAAUUUGCUUAUCAGGUUUUCAUUCCCCUUGCUGUCCCUAGAGGGUGGGUGGUGAUCCAAGCAUCCAGAGGGUGAGACUCGGGAUACUGCUUUGCUCCACGUUCUUCUGAGAGCUUCGGUUCCAGCACAGGCUGUGCUGCAGAAGAUCUGGAGGCGCGUUUUCCUCCCCAAGUAACUUUUUAAUGCCAUGAGGUCAGUUAUGAUUUGGCCCGUGUUUAUCAGUUUUUCUGUGCCUCUCAAGUUCUUGUAAAAAUUUAAUUUAAAAUAACUUUUAUAACUGAAGGAAUGUUAAAGGAAAGGGAGUGCAUGUUAUAUCAUGUAGUAAUAGCUCCCCUUUUAAAAACUGAUAGCGCGUUUGGAGGCUUAAUGCUACUUCCCUCCUGCUGAAAGUUGCGUUCCCAGCCCCCAGGUGCUCUUACAAGACUUGCAAGAGGGAAAAAAAGUGUCUCACAAAAUUAGAGAGAAAAGAUUCAUGUUGUCACUGGGUAGUUGGGAUACAAAAAUGUUUUCUCUAGGUGUGUAUAUAGGAAAUGUUUAUUUGGCUUGCCUGUGCUUUUGACAAUUCUUUGAACAGUCGGGCAGAAGGGCCUUAAGCAGGUAUUUUAUGAUGCUGAGAAUCCUUAAAUUAAUUUUAGGUAAAUGUCUAAUGAUAAUCUGGUAUGAAAGGGCUUGUCUUUUCUCAGGCUGACAGUUGCAGUGUUCUUUUUUUCAUAAAAGACAAUAUCCCACUUUUCAAAGAACCCCUCUGUUCAUUUAACCACUCGGUGCUUAGUUAAACUGAAGACCUUGAACUGUAACAUGUUUUUUGCUAAAGAGCUUUACUGUGCAUCUAAAAUCCCACGUGUAAGGACCACGCAUGACAAGCAGCAGUUGUUACCUGAUAUGGUGAAGACAGGUGGAUGCUUCUUCCACUUUAUAGUCAAAUCUAGACAAAUCUCUGCCUGUUUUGCAGAGCUAUUUGGUGCUAGAAACUCUGUGGACGUCGCUGGCUGUAAAAUGCGCAGUGGUGUUGGGAGCAGUGAUGUUACCCUCUCGUGUGAGGAGACACGACGGGCAAAGAGCUGGGGCUGACUUUGCCCUGAUGUUACAUUUCAGUCCAUGAAACAGCAGAGAAAAGCUGUAGCUUAAUUUAGAGAAUGUGAACAACAAACCACUGCUGCUUUUGUCCUUCUCUCAGAUGUAUGCUUUACGGAUAAUAGCUCACAGAAGCUUUAGAGGUAGUAGCCUCUCUUUGGAGAUAACCCCUCCCGGAUGUGGUCGUGGGCAGCCAGCUCUGGGUGGCUCUGCUCAAACGGGGGUUGUGACCAUGUGGCCUCCAGAGGUCCCACAGCUCUUCUGUGAUCCAGAAUGUGGUUUUCCAAGAGUGGAUUAAAAUUUGGUAAUAGAGGCAUGCAUUUAAGGCCAGACCAGCAAAAGUAUUUAACAUUUUUUUGUAGUUGCAGUAAAAUCAGAUGAGUAAACGGCUGUGACUGAAUCCCAGUGAGUACAGAUGAUUUUAUUCCAAGCUGGGAGGUCACUGUUUGGCAAUGAGCAAUUCAGAUCUCAGGAUGAUUGAACUAACAGCCUGAUACAGUUGUAGGAAAGGCUGGCACUAUCCCGAUAUGAAUAAAGAAAAGCAUUUCUGGGAGAUUAACACUGUGUGGAGCGACUUCUGCCUGUGGUGCCAUACAGUUCCAGUCACUUCUGUGAAGAGAAAUUCAAAAGAAUUGGUACAAAGAGGAAACAAAAAUGGUGAAGAGGUUUGUAAGUUUGCAUGUAUCAGCUGAGACACAGAAAGGUAAAUCUGAUAGAGGAAUCUGAUAAAGAAUAAUUGUUUCCAGGUCUGCUGUACAGUGAUGGAGAAGGGACCCCAGUGAAAGGGUAUGAAUUCUUUGAAGGCAACUUUUGAGAAUUUGUGAACACCGGCAAGUUUCUCUUAGUUGUGAGAGCAACAGAAGAUACUUUCUAAUGGGUUUUGAUGAGUUUGUACAAAUUAUUUUUUCAGAUGGUUACCUAUAAUAGAAAUAAAUAGUGUUUCAUGACUGGUGAGGUGCCCCUCCAUUCUUUGCGAAAUGCAGUGCACUUUGGGGAGUUGGAGGUGAUUCUCAGAGAAACCUAACUGAAGGCAUUCUCCGUUUAAAGUAAGGAUACAGGCUCUUCUUGAUAUUCCUUUUUUUGAUAGUGUAAAGUGCAAUGUUUUUUUUCUGCAGAGCUUUGACAAAAAUC
Molecule: messenger RNA, 5661 nt
Organism: Cuculus canorus (common cuckoo)
Lineage: Eukaryota; Metazoa; Chordata; Aves; Cuculiformes; Cuculidae
Product: zinc finger protein 845-like
Exons: 3
Coding region: 84-3419 (1111 amino acids)
Biological process (GO): regulation of DNA-templated transcription
Molecular function (GO): RNA polymerase II cis-regulatory region sequence-specific DNA binding; DNA-binding transcription factor activity, RNA polymerase II-specific
Source: RefSeq, a predicted model, not a curated record